Messenger RNA from Mesocestoides corti, 2565 nucleotides. The record is from the annotation of a GenBank genome assembly. NCBI's taxonomy places the organism in Eukaryota, Metazoa, Platyhelminthes, Cestoda, Cyclophyllidea, Mesocestoididae.
AUGGGUGAAUCACUGCUCUACGAUCGACAGGCGCAGCCGAUGGAUGGCAGCCUUGAUGACCCCGAGGCUCUGCGCCACCUCCUGAACGAUAAACAAAGCGAUCUCGAGUUGGCUGCGCAAAUCGGGAAGUCACUGCUUGACAGAAAUCGAGAUCUCGAUCGCCAGCUUCGUGAAAGUGAACAGCAGAUGGCCGCUGCCAUGGAAACGAUAAAUCAAUUGCAGCACACGCUUGGCAUGAAAGAGGAGCUUUUGCAACUGUGGAGUCAUCAUGACACACGAGAAGAGAACCUACCGUCUGGCGACGCGACUGCCGCCGAACUCGAGGAUUUGCGAUCGCGUCAACGGAGUGAUUUUCCAGCUGAGGAGACCCAAAACGGCUUCUUCGUUGGGGCAUCCGCAGUGCUUAUGGGAAGUCCUGAAUUCGGGUCGUUCAUCACCCAUUCCUUGCCCCUUCCUCCAACUUUUAUCUUUGCACGCAACGCCGCUGUCAUCCGAAGCAGCAUGCUGGCGAGUCAGGAGGAAAUUGAUCUGAUCCAUCGCAAGCUGCAGGCCCUGGAGGAGGAAAACGCUGUCAUCCGAAGUGCACGAGCGGAGGAGCAGAGCGUAACGUUGCGCGAGUGUAUUCGCAAGCUCAGUGAUGCGGUUGCCCACAUCAAAAGCCUGUCCGACGAACAGUUUAAGCGCUCUGAUGCCCUGGUCCAACAGCAGACCCAAGUCAACGCUCUCGCUGCUCGCAGUCGGGAAUUGGAAAACAGCCUCAAUCAGGUCGGAAUGACCAACGAGAUGCUUGCCUUCAAAGUUGAGGAACUCAACGCUGUUAAUCAAAGUCUUGCCAAGGAGCUUCGAGACAUGAAGGAUAAGUAUGACGAGAGCCUUGCCCUCUACACUCAGGCCCAGGCCACGGUUCGGAAAUUGCGCGAUCGAUCUCGGAAAGCUAGUCUCAGACCAACGUGCCUUGUAUAUAGUCCACUUAGUAAGCAAGGGACUCAUUCGGUCGAUCCCGCUGUUGCCAUCAUACCAGGUGCCUCCGAUUUUCCCUCUGAUCUUGCUGAAAAGUCUACCUCAAUAGCUGAGGAGUUGUCUAACUCGUCUUUACUUGAAGUACCCCAUGACAGUCAUAAUCCACCCACAUCACCAAAGCCAAGCGGAGAUUUGGGGAGCCGAACUAGUCAAGGCGUCGUUGCAGUGCGCGCCGAGCAGGAGUGUGGUGAGUGGGACGAAGCCACAAUGGACAGCAGCGGAUUCGUCAGUUGCUCGGAACCAAUUGAAGCUGCGCAUCGCGUGCCCAAGAAAAUCCCUACCACGUCCGCACCAGCCUCCGUGACCUCGUCCCAUCGGCCGGCGGCACUGCGGAACAGCCUUCAAAUGCCCAUCUCGAGAGACCUCGAUUGGGGCGUAGAGGACUACAAAGAGCACUUUCUCUCCACUGCAGGAGAGGAGGAAGAUAAGGAUGACGAUGACGCUGUUGAGUCGGCUCGUGUCCUUCCCGAGGACUGCAUCGCAGUGGUUGGCACACAGCUCUCGGCGUUUACCACUCCGUUUAGAGUUGUUCGUCGUCCGAAAAUGCCGGAAGCCCAAAUGCCUUACGUCUCCAAUCCACCUGGCUUGGCGAAUCGCCGGAGCUGGGUGGUGGAGCAGGGCACACCGCUUCCACCGCAACGCAGUCUCGAUGAUAGUGCGCUAAGUUCUCUCGGCCAGUCCUUAGUUUUCGGCCAGUCCGUCGUCCGACCACAACGCUUGCAGCUGGUGAAACAAUUUCACGGUUCGGGGGUGCUCCAGCGCUGGCAAAGGCUCGCCACGCCGAGUCUGACCUCGGCGCUCUUUGAGACGCCCCCCAGUGGAGUAGCCAGUCGGGGUUCGGCCUCAGGCAGUGCUGGAGACCCUGUCAACCGACACCCCUCUGCCUCGAUCCCUCCCCCUCCUCCCCACCUGCGUCCCACCGAAGCGCCCAUACGGUGGUCGUCUGGCCUCGACCUCAGUACGGGGAUCAUCCUCUUCAUCCACACAGUCGCCUGGGUCGGUUGCAUCCAAGUCACUUUUACGCCCUCUGACGCUGGGCUUCACACUUUCCGCGAACCAGGUCGUCCUCGUCUUUCUUCGCUCCCCCUAAACCAGACGCUGCACCAUCAUGGACAAGCCACCAAGGCGAGCACGGAGAGCACGGACAGGCUGUUGAGUCAAUUCCUAGCUGAUUCACAGCGAAUAAAACCGAUGACAACUUCGGCUUUGGGGAGGCAACCUAAAACAGCCUCAGCAAUUACACCGGCCCGGUGCAAAAGCCCCGUGAUCCUUCGAAGUAGGCACGCGUCACCGUCUCAUGAGACUCAGGCUGAGAAUUUUCGGGCGGUGUCCCCAGUGUGCCGCGGUCUUCUCGAUGUCUCCGGCAUGUCCUUGGCCGAUUUGCCUGCCCAGUCGAUCAAGGUCCCCAUCCUGCGUCCUGGCUCUCCCGACGGACCCUCUGCUCCCAUCGCUCACUUCCGCAAGCUAAACCUCUCUAGGGGCUCUCCCACAUUAAACAUCGUUCAAGAGGAGGCUCAGCCAACUUUCACUUCUGACCCAAACUGA